UAAAAAGGUAUAUCCUGUAUUUAGUAGAAAAUUAUUAGAAUUGUAAAAUUUGCAGUCUGCUGAAAAUUUGUUUCUCACCAAAUCAUAAAAUUUGCUGCCUUGUUAGUUACAGCUGUAGUUACAGCUGUAAUUCAGAUAUAGCUUUAGUGUAUAUUGCACUUAAACCUCUAAUUGGGCACUUUUUAUUUUUGCACUUCUUUCACAUCAGCUGUUUGGUUUUCCUUUUGCUUUUAACUUCUUUCUUUUUUAAAAUAAUAGAUUAUUUAUGGGUUAACUCAUUGCUUCCAAUAGAUAUUGAAUAGUUUAUUCUAGAAUCAGGUACCCUUGCUUUUAUCACUGUAAAAAUAUUAGCAUUAUGAUCUUUAAAUUGGCUCUAUAAGGUGAUUUUCAUUAUUCUUGCACACUUAUGUUCAUAGUAUGGAACUGUAGCAGUGCUCUGUAUUAGCCGCUGCCAGACCUUAUGGAAAAAUUUGAAAUUAAUAAAAUUUUCUGAAAUAGCAAAUACUGUUCUUAAAAUGAAUAAUCAUUUUCUUGAAGGUAAAACAUACUCUUAGCAAAUGAUUUCAUAGCUAUACUUUUUGUUAUAUAUUACUUGUAUAUUAUUUAUAAUUUAAUCUUGUUUUUUACAAUCCCUCAUCAUAAUUUCAAUUUCAUGUUUUAAUUAUCCCAGGCCACUCUGUAUACUUACAAACAGUGCGAUAAGGGGGAGGGGGGAGUAUCCAUGUACUCUGGGCACAUUUGUACCUCUAACUAUAUUAAUUUAUGUAAUUAUCAUGUAUUUAUUUCAGAUUGCUAAGUACAAUGAAAAAUACAAGUCAAUGAACCUUUUGUGUUUUGGGGUACUGGAUAAAGAUAUACAAGUUACAGGUCCUACAGAGUUAAGGACUAACUUCGCUUUAAAGACUGAAGUUCAGACUGCCUACAAAGAAGCUGUUUUGAAUCACAGCUAUGGUGAGACUGAAGAGGGCACAUCUGAAGACUGUUCAUACAAGGAAUGUCUUGAUAAACAUGUUUUUGAUCUAAAUGUGGACAUGAUGAGAUCAAUAUUGUCAACUGUUGCUGGUCCAUCAAGUUCAUUAUCAAACAAAAGUGGAAGGCGAAAUUGGUAUCAGGACAGAAAUUGCCCUGCAUGGUGGAGACGUACUGGCAUAGCUUUCCAAUCAGUGAAUCAAAGAGGUCCAGGUAGAUGUAUUCAUAAAAACCCAAAAUCAAUUACUAUUAUGUUAAAGCAGCAUACAUCAUUUAGCAAUUGUGACACAUUUGGAUAUAUUAUGUAUUGUAUUGGCUCAAGAAAAUUGAUGAUUAAUGAUGACAAUUUUACUUAUUCUUGAUUGCAAUCAUUAUAUUUUAUGUCAUACCUUACAAAUGGUAAGCUUCUUGUGUUUCCUGCAUUUGAUCUUAGGAUAUUGAUCUUUAUCACACACCCGUGCUGAUUUUUUGACUCCAUAAAUAUGGAAUUGCACGGCCGCGCAUAUAUUU
This is a messenger RNA of Ruditapes philippinarum (Manila clam), 1479 nucleotides long. RefSeq lists its product as uncharacterized. The record is from RefSeq and is a predicted model, not a curated record. NCBI's taxonomy places the organism in Eukaryota, Metazoa, Mollusca, Bivalvia, Venerida, Veneridae. The transcript is spliced from 4 exons. Bases 774 to 1331 code for a protein of 185 amino acids.